Molecule: messenger RNA, 971 nt
Organism: Triticum aestivum (bread wheat)
Lineage: Eukaryota; Viridiplantae; Streptophyta; Magnoliopsida; Poales; Poaceae
Exons: 9
Coding region: 45-971 (308 amino acids)
Molecular function (GO): protein binding
Source: RefSeq, a predicted model, not a curated record
AGAGGGUCGGUCGACGGUGGAUUCCCAUCGAUCCGAGAAAUAAGAUGGGCGCGGGUGCGGAGAGAUCCAGCAACAAAAGAACCAUGGCGGCCGAUCCGACCAGCCGAGACGAUCCCUUGCCGGAGAAGAAGAAGAAGGUGGUGGAUCUGGGGAGCGACAGUGACGAGGACUUGCCUAAUCCGUCACAAUGGGCGGGGGUUAAUCCCGAUUCCUUCGGCGAUGACUACUUGGCCAAGAUGGAAAAGGCUAGACUCGACGAAGAAUCAGCUCCCCGCCCUGUGAAAAUUGCUACGCUCGACUACUACAAACCUGCCACCAGGUUUCACACCAUCGAGCUUUUCCCCGUCUUUCGAUCCGGAAGCAAGGCUGUGCUCCUCGCUGCGAAAUUUCUUCUAGGGAUUUCAUCCUCUCGUGAUGGUGAACCGCUAAGAAGGUGCUCUGGCUUCUGGGUCGAUUGGGAUGAGGAGAAGAAAACUGGCCUUGUUUUGACAACUGCGCGGCUGAUUCGCACAAAGGAUGCUCCUUACAGUGUCUGGUCAGGCGGUGAAGAGUAUGCUACAGAUGCUGAUGUCACUGUUCAUUUGCUAAAUGGCACCAGUGCAAAGGGCCAGCUGGUCUAUCUCCAGCCCCACUACGAUCUCGCUUUCCUGAGCGUUCAGGAGGAUCAACGGAAGAAAUAUCAGCACAUCGCCCGGCCUCAUCUUGGAAUGAUGUUUAAGGACAUCAAACUUCUAGAACCUGCUCAUGUUGACAUGUUAUGGCGUAUGUUUAACAUUGAUGAUGGUCUUAUUGUUCAAGAGGUGUCGGGAGGGUCGCCUGCUGAGAAAUUUGGAAUCCAAAAAGGUGAUAUUAUCGAAUCUUUCAAUGGAAAGCAUGUUUCUUCCACAAUUGAGUUGGAAAAUACACUGAUGAGCAUAUACAAGGGAACUUUAGAUGCUGAAGUUCGUAUUUUUGUGGUGUGCAGCAAGUAA